AUAUAAACUUGAAAGUGAAAAUAUUUUAGAAUUCCGCAAACUUGUUUGUUUAACAAAAGAUCGUUCAUUCAAAUAUGGCAGUGAGGUAGCGAAAUGUCAUUUGGUUUUAAAGGAUGAAGAAGAUGAACCAGGAAGGAGAGCAUCAGAUAAUACUGGUUGUUUUAAGAAGCGAUUCAAUGCAUCAGUAGAACGAGUUUAUUGUGACAUAUUUUGUCCAGGAGCUUAUGAGGUAUUCCAUUCUGCAUUCGAUCUUUUCCACAAAUCGUGUUUUCAGUAUCAUAACUAUCAACUCAGUGAACAGAACGAAAACUGGUCAAAAUUUAUUUUUUAUUAA
Molecule: messenger RNA, 334 nt
Organism: Dracunculus medinensis (Guinea worm)
Lineage: Eukaryota; Metazoa; Nematoda; Chromadorea; Rhabditida; Dracunculidae
Source: the annotation of a GenBank genome assembly